AUGGAAAACACACAGCCAACUCCUAUUCAUCAGUUAAAACCAUACACGAAAGCAAACAAAAUCAAAAUCCGGAUAUGCAGGAUAUGGAAAUCGACAAUCCCAGGCACUGUUCAAAAAUAUACAGCUUUGAACUGUAUAUUAGUUGAUGAAAUGCAAGAUGCCGUUGAGGCGACCACAUUAAAUGUUGACUAUGAUGUUAUGGUUGCGAAGAUUGAAGCUGGUGGAUGCUAUGAAAUCAUUGAUUUCCGUACCAUGUGUUUCCACCCAUUCCUCGCCAUCGGUUCUUUCUACAAGAUUACAACACACGCUUGGACAGGGUUGACAUCCUUACAGUCCUUGGAAGAAAAACAGAUUAAUCAGAGGGUUGCAUACAAAUGUGAUGUGCACAUUCAGAAUAUAAGAAAAGAAGAACUCACGGUUACGUUAUGGGCAGACAUUGGUGAAGCUUUUUCUUCUUUGUCAACAGAGGCAUUUUCGCUGCCAGUCGUGGUUGUUUUCACAAGUUUAAAAGUCAGACGCUACCUAGGUAAGAUUGUCUUAAACAGUACCGGUUCAUCACUUUUUUUCAUUGAUCCAGACAUCCCGGAAGUGAAUUCCUACAAGUCAGUGUUUUCCAACUGCAAAGAAUUUCCAAAAAUAUUGCCUCCGUCUUCAGACCAGGCAAAUGAAGCUAAACUUCUACAGACUGCAAAAAAAGUUACAAUUGAUGAAUUGGCUUUCUUGGAUCCAGAUUUGUACAAGGAUGAGACAUUUCUAUGUAAAGCAGCUGUGAAGCAUUUUGACACACGUUACGAUUGGUGGUAUAGUGCCUGCCCCAUUUGUGUAAAACAAAUGCAUAAGGACCCAACAAGUGCACAACUAAUUUGUCAAAAACACCCAAAUCAAAUUCCAACACCUUGGUAUAAGGUCAAUCUGAUACUCGAAGAUGAAACCAAUGAGAUUGAUGCUUUGAUAAUUGGAAAAUGUGGUGAAAAACUUUUUGGCAUGAGCUGCAAAGAUUUGGUUCUGAAUCAGACAUUGGUGGACCAUCAGCAAUUACCAAAUGAAUUUCUUAGACUAAUCAGGCAAAAGAAAAUUUUCCAUCUGCGGUUUGGAAAUAGAAGAAAUAAUUUCAAUCCAAGCAAUGUCCUCAUUCAGAAUGUAACCGACGAUACAACCAUGCAACCAACAACUCCACUGCCUUUGCCAAGAGAAAUCACGGGGUCUUCCACGACUGUUUCGUCUUCUACUUCAAGUGCUGAAACUACUGAACAAUCGAAUAAAAGGAAGAGGGAAUCAAUCAAGAGGACUCUUUUCACCAACAAUGAGCAAAGAGAAAUGGAAGAAGUUUCAGAGGCGGAUCCAAGGGAGUUUGAUGAAUUUCCAAUAAAGUUGCUCAAAAAGAAAUCGUCACCAACUAGCGGAAAACUUGCUUGCUUGCUUAAGGAUGAACGAUGCAGUGCCAAAACUCAUCUCCGAUACUGAAACGCAGUAACCGUUUUUUGUUAAUAUGUAUCAAACAAUAUUGAUAAUAUUUGGCUGCCAUCUAAAUGUCUCUCUGGUCUGGACUUCAUAAUAUUUUUUGCAUGUACAAUAUUUGGCUGCCAUGUAAAUAUCUCUCUGGUCUGGACUUGAUAAUAUUUUUUGUAUGUACAUGCUGGUUCCACUUGAGAGGUAGAUGCAAGUGGUAGAAUCCAAUCAAUCACUUUUAUGUAUUUUUUUUUUUGUCUAUCUGUAAAGAAAUAGGUUUUAAUCUUUUGUAUCUGGAUUGUACAAAUUUAAUAUUGUAUAUAUAAACCACUUCCAAAAUCUUUGUUCACGGUGAUGUAAAUAUUCUGUGAUCUACUUUUUACAUGUCUUCAACACAGUGUUGCACAGAAUUUCCGCAACUACACUCAUUCUGAACUCAAUUUGGAGCAACAUUCAUUAAGCCUUUCUUUUACAGUUAGUUUCAUUUGUUUAUAUUUGAAUCAACACCUUUUUAACAAAUAAUGAUUCUUCCAACUGCUCAUAAAUUGAUUCUUUUAUUUUUCUUGCAACUUCGACCGUUCAUCUAUUGAAAAUACCAUGCGUCAAUCAGCGAUGUGGACUUUUCUCAACAUAUGACCAUCAAAUCUUGAUGUCACCGGUCAUGUAAUUACCGUCCAAUGUUUGGAGCCAAAUCAGAUCAAUCAGAGGGUAGCAUACAAGUGUGACAUACGUAUUGAAAAUAUCAG
This is a messenger RNA of Pyrus x bretschneideri (Chinese white pear), 2195 nucleotides long. RefSeq lists its product as uncharacterized. Gene Ontology annotation, molecular function: DNA binding. Gene Ontology annotation, cellular component: nucleus. The transcript has 12 exons. Bases 1 to 1464 code for a protein of 487 amino acids. Gene Ontology annotation, biological process: DNA recombination; DNA repair; DNA replication. The record is from RefSeq and is a predicted model, not a curated record. Lineage: Eukaryota; Viridiplantae; Streptophyta; Magnoliopsida; Rosales; Rosaceae.